Molecule: messenger RNA, 522 nt
Organism: Leptosia nina
Lineage: Eukaryota; Metazoa; Arthropoda; Insecta; Lepidoptera; Pieridae
Source: the annotation of a GenBank genome assembly
AUGGGUACGUUAAACAGUAAAGAAAUGGUGGCUAGACGAAAGAUUGACACUGCGACGAGCAAUUCCAGCUUAUCAAACAUGCGUUACGUGAUGGCAAGCAACAAAUCAAAAUGGAAGUUAUUUCGUAAGAGGGAAAUCACGCCAAUACCCGCAUACACAGCUGCUGCGUCUUUGAAGCCCAAAAAGGGAUGCCCCUGUGGCAACGAUGGACCUUGCAAACAAAAGAUAACACCACGAGGAGUCACCAUACAUUACCCACAAAAAAAGAAAAAGCUAUUUGGAGCGAGCAAAGCCUACAUUCCUCCGAAAACUGAAAGAACAAAAGAUUUCACCCAAAAACUGCACGGCGACGCAUUACGAAGAAUCUUAGUAAAAAAAUAUCAUUUCCAAUGCCAUUCUUCUUUAACUAAGCCCACGUCCCAAAGUGAAGAUUGUACGGCCAAGGAAGUUUCCUACCUGGAGAUUAGACAAGAUAUACUACAGGUAACCCGACCCACUCUUGGAGCAAGAAUGUAUUUUUAG